GUGCAGGUGCGACACUUCCGCAAAGCUAAUUUCAAAAUGGCGUUCAAGGGCUGAGCGUCAGAAGACAAACAUCCCAAGAAUUUCUGCAAAUACAACACGAUCGGACGCUCAGCUUGCGUUAGAAAGACGCUAGUGUGAACGAAUAGCACGACGAAUCAAGAAAAGAACAACAAAAAAGCGUCAAAAACGUAUAUAAACGAAAAUGGGGCUUCGCAACUUCUUUGAUUCGAAAAUCUUAGCCCUCUCUGUUUUGGUCCUUCUUAUUGCCACACUAGUUUCCGUGCUGUGCGCCCUGCUGCCGUUUUGGUUCCGACUCCAUUUCGACGCUGCUGAUGCCACUUACGGCUCCAGGGGCCAGCGCGAGGCGGAGCUGCAGAUCGGGGUGUUCUGGAUGUACAAGCCAGGCAAGCCAGGCCCGGAGAGGACCAAGGUUCUUAUGACCAGCCUCGUCGCCCUGGGGGAGGCCACAAACCUCCAGGUGGAGCCAGGGUGGUUUAAGGCCGGCCAGGUGUUCUACUGUCUUGGAGUGUUUGGAAUUGCAGCUGGCUUUGGCGGUUCCGUCAUUCUUGCAGUACGAGAGUUUGGAUCACUCACAGGAAGCUUGGGGCUUUCCGCAUUCACUCUCAUUGCAGCAAUUUCUCAGGUGAUCGCAGUCAUGUUUCUCUUGAUCACCAGCAUGAGUGGUAAGAGCACAUGGCACACACUCCCUCUGGAAGAUCCAUACCAUAUCGUCAUCACCUCCCACCCUGAAAUGCUCCUUGACUGGGGAUUCUAUGUUGCUGUCAUCGGCGCCGGGCUCUCCAUCUUCGGAGCUGUCCUGCUUAUUAUUGAUUCCCUGAAACUCUGCAAGAGUAUCGAAGAUAUCCGGCGGCGCCAGUUUACCACGAAACCUAAACCAGAGCCCUACCCAGAUAUCCGAUACAGCCGCUUCACAUAUGCCGACGUGCCACGCCCCAAACCUGAGUACUCCCAUUCGGACCAGUCAGGGAUAGUGUUGAGUAGAGGCCCCCCUCAGCAGCAGUUCAUUGCUCAGCCCCAACCCUACCCCCAGCAGGACUACCCUCUGCCACAGAAAUACCCUCCGCCACAGCCCUCCCCCCAGCCACCACGGUAUGGAGAAUACCAGCAUUCCCCCCAGCCCGUCCGAAGCUACAACCCUCCACCCCCUGAACAAGGCUACGUAUCACGGCAGGUAGAACUGUAAGAAAGGGGCUUCAUGGUUAAGUUAGGUUACUGGAACAAACAGUUUGGUGUUAACAGAGGCCAUAGAUAGAUGACUUUGUAAAGUUUGUGAAUUUCCAAGAAGUAAACAUUAUCGAUACUGAAUAAUGGUAGGCGGCCUAAUGAAGUAUGUGAAUUUCCUGCUAUUUGUCACGCAGGAAGAGCUGUAAGAAUUACAUUUACUGGUAAAGUUACGGUUACAGGAACAAUUUUUUUAUGAUAUAAGAGGCCAUAGAUAGAUGACUUUAGACUUUAUGACGUAUAUGACUUUUAAUGUACUGUACCUUACCAAAAUGGAAAAUGAUAUUAUUUCAAUGUCACGCAGGUAAAGCUGUAAGGACACAGUCUGGUAAAAUUAAGAUUACAGGAACAUAUGUUGGAUGAUAUCAGAGGCCAUACAUAGAUGACUUUAUUAAGUAUAUGGUACAUUAGAUAUUUAAAGAUAUUGCAGUGGUAGGCGACUUUAUGAAAAAUAUGGAUAUCUAAGGACUGCACAUUCCCAAUAUCUUUUCGUAUGAGAAUGAUGAUUUAAAGGAACAUGAUUUCUACGUAGUUAGUGAGGAGGUACAUUUGCCACUCUUGCAAUGUAACAUAUGCAUGUAUGAUACUUGUAACUGUCAAGUCAACUGAUGAUUUAAAGGAACAUGAUUUCUACGUAGUUUGUGAGGAGGUACAUUUUGCUGCUGUUAGUGUUACAUAUGCAUGUAUCAUACGUCAAACUGUCAAGUCAGCAGUUAUUCCAUGUGAUUUGUACACAACAUUGACAUUGCUUUUUGAUUAUUGUAAUACUGACCUUGAUUUAGGAAACUAAGUAGAUAGAUGUCAACAUCUUGCUCUUUUCUUUCACUGUAUCAUUUUCUACAAAUGUUUUUAAAUUGAUAUAUAUUUUUAAAUAAUUUUACAUAAACAUCUCAUAUGGACAUUCCAUUUAACAAGUCUUUUAAUUGUUUCCUUCAUUUCCACUGAAAAGUUGAAUUUGAUUUUUGUACAUAGCUUUAUAUAUACUUGUAUUCCACUAUACCCAUCAGUUUUAAAGCAAAUAAUUAUAUUCAUGAGAAGAAUCAGAUUAAGUAUUUUGGUAUUUAAGCCCUUGCUCAUUUGUUUGCAAAGACAUGUUUUAUUGUGAUAUAUCUUAAGACAUAGGAUUUUUAAUUAUUAUAAUUGCUGUUUUAGAAAUAAAUACUAAUUAAUUUUAAUUGAUCUGUUAUGAUGAUUAUGGCUUUUAUCCCAGUGUCAUUGAUGUUGAUUGUAUAGUCUUGCCACACUUGGCGUAUAGGUCACCAAGUAGUGCCCCUUCCAUAUCAAGCAGACUUGUUUCAUAAAAAAACCUGAUCUUUCAUCAUAAUAUCAACCUUCGAUUAUCCAGUGUAUUCUAUCUCUAGCCUGUGACGAUAAAUACUGUGGACCCAUGCACCAUGACCAUAGCUUCAAUUUGAGCCUGAAUCGAUUUUAAUGCUUCUAAAAAUAGCCAUCCAAUCAAAUUUCUCACAGUGACAUUCUCUGCUAUGACGGUAAUAAGAGAGAAGGGGAUGAUGAGAUCACUUUCAAAACUUUCAAGAUUUGGUGGCGAAUGCAUCCAGGGUAUUUACCCUGAUAGAAUGGACAUAUGUUGAUCUGGAUAAUCGAGGGUGCAUUAUAUCACAUGUAUUUUAGUACACAUGGCCAAUGGUUGGGAUUCAUUCAGUAAUUUUGUAAUAAAAUGUUUUAUAUGGAA
This is a messenger RNA of Haliotis rufescens (red abalone), 2935 nucleotides long. RefSeq lists its product as uncharacterized. The record is from RefSeq and is a predicted model, not a curated record. NCBI's taxonomy places the organism in Eukaryota, Metazoa, Mollusca, Gastropoda, Lepetellida, Haliotidae. The transcript is spliced from 3 exons. Bases 203 to 1204 code for a protein of 333 amino acids.